AUGUCCUUCCUCUCCCUUCCCACCGAAAUAUGUAUCAACAUCCUCGUUCAGCUUGCAUAUAACGACUUGUUACGCCUCAAGACGGUCUCCAAGGCUUUCUUGGUUCUCAUUUCGUCGCCAGCCGUUCAGUAUAGGAUCCAACUCGGAAUCGCGGCAUUGGAAGAUGACGAUCCGAAAGGUGCAAUCCCUAUAUCCGACAAGAUUCGGCUCCUGGAGCAGAUUGAGACCAUGUUCAGACUCUGGGAGUUUCCCCAAAUCACCUCCAUCGCAAUGUCGACACGGAGUGGUGUAUACGGUAUUCAAGAUGGUGUUUUCGUUCCUGGGAGACUCGAAAGCAUAGGAGGAUCAUUCCAGACAAAAGGAGCAGACGUCUAUCGUCUGCGAGCGCCGAUGAACCCCGGGGACAUGGGCGCGUCGUGGAGAUUACCUGACUUCGAAAGUCCGAUAAUGGCACUCGUGUCGUGUCCCCAGGAAAAUUUGCUCAUUACAAUGGAGGAGGGAGAACACUCACUGCGAGAUGAUUGCUUCAUCUUACGAUUUCUUUCUCUGUCGGAUGGACGACCACAUCCUAACUCCCAUGGCCCAGUCACCCUUCCUUCCUCUAUCCCACUCGAAAGCGGCGAGCCACAGUACAUUACUAUGCGAUCGAUUGGAGAGAUUGUCGGCCUACGGACGAUUGAUUCCAAAGUCUAUCUCGUCAACUGGGUCACAGGCCAAUCAGGAUGCAUCGUCCCAAAUCCAAGCUCGACGGGAGCAAGUCCGAUCGUUGGCGACGAUAUCAUUGAUGACGUCUUAUUUUUAGACGAGACGCAUUGUUUUCUCAUACGAGGGCGGCGUAAUCCAGCAGAACUCGAGGUGUACGAAUUUGACCGGUCGGCAAAGUUGACACUCAAAGCGGUCUAUCAACUGCCAAGACGCAAAGGCAGGAUAGAAUUCAGCAGCACAAAUGGCUUUUCGCGAGCCAGAUUCCGUGGGGCGAAUGCACUAGACGGAUGCUUGGUACCGCCCUUCGCACCUGUGCCUGAAGAGUGUAUUUUCUUGAUCAAGAUGAUGAUUAUGGGGCCAGAAGGUGAUGCUAUGUAUCCCCUCCUCUUCCGCGGAGAGUCGCUCCUUCGACUUCCUUCUGGCGUGACCAAGCGGGACGACGGCAUAUCAGUUGUUUCAGGACACCUCUGGAUGCGCGAGACACAUAUCAUGGAAGGCUUCAGUUGGGACCACCCAUCGUACGGUACACGGGUCCUUCUUCCGAACUAUAUCUUGCGUUCCAACGUCGACGACAUACGAUGGGACGACGAAAGGCUAUGGAACUUUACGAUCAUAGAUUGUAACCCAGCUCAAAUAGCGCAGAUACGGGCAAGCGCCUCGACUCCACCACUCAGCCUUCAAUCGGCAUCCUUCGAUAGGGACCACGUGAAUACCAACACUAAUAUAAAGUCUACAGAGAAGGUUUCAUGCAUACUAGAACCUAUGUCUAUCGGCCCCGAUACCUGUCUGGAUGAGGAGUGGAUCUGUGGAUUACCUGUGGCCGUGAUCUCGUUUAAAACAGCACCAGUACGCGGAGAGUGUGUGAUAGAUGGGGAGCGGUUUGUCAUCAUUGAGGUAGUCGCCUGUUCUUCUUGA
Messenger RNA from Serendipita indica DSM 11827, 1620 nucleotides. NCBI's taxonomy places the organism in Eukaryota, Fungi, Basidiomycota, Agaricomycetes, Sebacinales, Serendipitaceae. The record is from the annotation of a GenBank genome assembly.